Molecule: messenger RNA, 1930 nt
Organism: Phragmites australis (common reed)
Lineage: Eukaryota; Viridiplantae; Streptophyta; Magnoliopsida; Poales; Poaceae
Product: F-box/kelch-repeat protein At1g22040-like
Exons: 2
Coding region: 189-1604 (471 amino acids)
Molecular function (GO): protein binding
Source: RefSeq, a predicted model, not a curated record
CAUGAAAGAUACAUGGAUGGAUACUAAAAUAAAUAUACCUCGUUCCCAGCGCCUUGUCCCACCCAGAAGGCGAAUGGGAAAGCUCGGUGCACCACCACCGGCGCCGCUCCAGCUCCUCCUCCUGCCCCACAGCCCCAGCACUAACUCGUAACUAGUAAGAUAAAAAUUGGAAGGAACAAAGAGUUCAAAUGGGUGCGUUCUUGAGCUCCGCCAACAGCAGAAAGCAUCCAUGGGAGAACGGGGAAGCUCUGAGAACAGAUUCUUCCAAGAAGCUAAGGAUGUCAGUGUCUCUCUAUGAGCACCCAAGGCUGAUUCCCUGGCUCCCGGACGAGAUCUCGCUGCAAAUCCUCGCGAGGAUGCCGAGGAUAGGGUACCUGAAGGCCAAGAUGGUCUCCCGGAGCUGGAAGGCUGCCAUCACCGGCUCGGAGCUGUACCGGCUGAGGAAGGAGCUUGGCGUGGACGAAGAGUGGCUGUACAUACUGAUGAAAAAGGCAGAUGAUCAGAAGUUGGUGUGGCACGCUUUCGAUCCGGUUAGUAGCCAAUGGCAGAGGCUGCCACUCAUGCCUGGGAUCAGUCAUGGUGGAGGAGAGUGCAAGAGAGGCGUGCCCGGGUUGCGGUUAGGGGAUCUGGUGAGCGCCGGCAUCAGGAUUUCUGAUGUUAUCAGAGGCUGGCUUGGUCAGAAGGAUCUGAUUGACAGGAUUCCGUUCUGCGGUUGUGCCAUUGGGACUGUGGCUGGGUGUCUGUAUGUUUUGGGUGGGUUUUCAAGAGCUUCUGCAAUGAAAUGCGUGUGGAGGUAUGAUCCCUUUGUUAAUUCAUGGCAGGAAGUGAGCUCGAUGAGCACCGGGCGUGCCUUCUGCAAAACCAGCCUGCUGAAUAACAAGCUGUUCGUUGUUGGUGGUGUCAGCAACGGCAAGAAUGGGUUAACCCCGCUCCAAUCUGCCGAAAUGUAUGACCCGGCAACAGGGGUUUGGACAGAGGUGCCAGACAUGACAUUCUCCAAAAUGCAAGCUCUGCCGACCGCAUUCUUGGCUGAGUUAUUGAAGCCAAUUGCUACUGGAAUGACCUCAUACAGAGGGAAGCUGUAUGUUCCUCAGAGCCUUUAUUCCUGGCCAUUCUUUGUUGAUGUUGGUGGGGAGAUCUUUGAUCCCGAAACAAAUUCAUGGGAGCAAAUGCCUGCGGGCAUGGGAGAGGGUUGGCCUGCAAGGCAGGCUGGGACGAAAUUAAGUGCUGUUGUAGAUGGUGACCUGUAUGCUUUGGAGCCAUCAACUUCUGAUCGAGGCAAGAUAAAGAUCUAUGAUCCUCAAGAGGAUACUUGGAAGGUUACCGUAAGCCAGGUACCUGUUGGGGACUUCGCCGAGUCGGAAAGUCCGUACUUACUUGCAGGACUUCUCGGAAAGCUCCAUUUGAUCAUCAAGGAUGUGGAUAACACCAUCAACAUUAUGCAAACGGACUGUCUGAAGCCUAUGGAUUCGCCAGCCCCUGCAGCUGGCAUGACAUGCCAAAAUCCAGAUGUCUCAGAGCAGGAAACAGAUGUUUGGAAAGCUGUCGCGUCGAAGAAUUUUGCAGCUGCUGAACUUGUCAGCUGCCAGGUUCUCCGCAUAUGAGUUUGUAAAAUCGUGUAUUCCGCUUUACUGUGUGGAUAACUGUAUCAGUUGCGAAGUAGAUAAGUUUCUUCCACCACACAUCUGAAUGAUUUGAUCAAAUCAGAUAAACUUGUUGGGCCUUCAAUCUUAAGAACAGAUGAUCCACAUCAUGUGUUAGAUAUGCGAUUAGUGAACUGCAGGAAGUAUUUCCUCCCGGCAAUGCACAUAUGGAUGUGCAGUCUGUAAUUCAAUUGUGUAAGGGUUUGCUUCAACUACUGUAUAUGUUUAUAAAAUCAAAUAAGAUUGGAGAAGGAGGAGGUCAUGUCGCCUUGUCCGAUUCUAAAGAC